This is a messenger RNA of Oreochromis aureus, 1055 nucleotides long. RefSeq names its product H-2 class II histocompatibility antigen, E-S beta chain-like. The coding region runs from base 1 to 714 and encodes 237 amino acids. The transcript has 5 exons. Gene Ontology annotation, molecular function: MHC class II protein complex binding. NCBI's taxonomy places the organism in Eukaryota, Metazoa, Chordata, Actinopteri, Cichliformes, Cichlidae. The record is from RefSeq and is a predicted model, not a curated record. Gene Ontology annotation, cellular component: MHC class II protein complex; membrane. Gene Ontology annotation, biological process: peptide antigen assembly with MHC class II protein complex; immune response; antigen processing and presentation of exogenous peptide antigen via MHC class II.
AUGUUGUGUUUGUUCUCAGAUGGGUUCAAAAUGUAUGUGGUGUCUCGCUGUGACUUUAACUCCACUGAGCCGAAGGACAUCAAGUACAUGAGAUCUUACUAUUACAACAAGAUCGAGGUCACCAGGUUUGACAGUGAUGUGAGGAAGUUUGUUGGAUUCACUGAGUUCGGAGUGAAGAAAGCAGAGACCUGGAACAAUGAUCAGGCAUUCCUGGCUGGAUGGAGAGCUGAGAAGGAGAGGUACUGCCAUACCAACAUUGGUGGCUGGUACAGCAACCCUCUGUCUAAAUCAGUUAAGCCGUACGUCAGACUUCACUCCACAACACCUGCUUACAGUCGGCAUCCUGCCAUGUUGGUCUGCAGCAUCUAUGACUUCUACCCCAAAUACAUCAAAGUGAGCUGGCUGAGAGAUGGACAGGAAGUCACCUCUGAUGUCACUUCCACUGAGGAGAUGGCAGAUGGUGAUUGGUACUACCAGACCCACUCACACCUGGAGUACACACCCAGGUCUGGAGAGAAGAUCUCCUGUAAGGUGGAGCACGCCAGCCUGGAGAAACCUCUAAUCACUGACUGGGACUCGUCCAUGCCUGAGUCAGAGAGGAACAAGCUCGCCAUCGGAGCCUCAGGACUGAUCCUGGGUCUGAUCUUAUCUCUGGCUGGAUUCAUCUACUACAGGAGGAAGGCCCGAGGUCGUAUCCUGGUUCCCACUAACUGAGCCUGGAUCCUGGUCCUGGUUCUGUCUGAUGUUAUAAAAGCUGCUGCUUCCUGUGUUCAGCAGACUGAUGAUGAUGAUGAUCUCUGUCUGGACUCUGAACCUGAUCCAGGAUCUCAGUGUUGUUGGUGGUUGUUGUGGUUUUACUGGGAAGGUUUUGGACCAUGUUUCACGUGGACUCUUGUGUUUGAUGCUUUAUGUGCACCUCUGCUGUUUAAUCCAUGUGAUGUAAUCCCUGUAAUCCAUGUGUCUGAAUGAUUUGGGUGUUUCUGCUCAUCUGAUUAACACCGAUCACAGAUUUGUACUGGAGGUCAUUGUUCCAAAAUAAAUGACUCAAACUUUGA